This is a messenger RNA of Myiozetetes cayanensis, 5117 nucleotides long. RefSeq names its product syntaxin-binding protein 4-like. The coding region runs from base 72 to 2267 and encodes 731 amino acids. The record is from RefSeq and is a predicted model, not a curated record. The transcript has 22 exons. Gene Ontology annotation, molecular function: protein binding. NCBI's taxonomy places the organism in Eukaryota, Metazoa, Chordata, Aves, Passeriformes, Tyrannidae.
GGCACUCCGAGCCCGCGGCCCCGGGCAGCAGGAGCCGGCCCUGAGGGCUCGGCCGGGACCGCUGCCCCCGGAUGAUGUCCUACCUCCAGCCCCCUGGCCGCCCCCUGGAGCGCUUCGAUGGGCUUUCCCUCAUUUACUGGACACUCAUGGGACCGUAUGGGAUGGACCGAACCGUGCACUGCUUCGACUUCUACGACUGUGCAAACGGGCUGGGUAUCAAGGUCAUCGGUGGCAUCAAGGAACUCACUGGAGAAGAAUACGGAGUUUAUGUCAAGCGGAUCCUUCCAGGGGGUGUUGCUUAUGCAGACGGGCGCCUGCAGCCAGGAGACCUGAUCCUGGAGGUCAAUGGAGAUUCCCUAAUUGGGGUUACAAGUGAGAGGGCCGUGGACAUCCUGAGGACGGCGUCAGCCACCAGCCACAUGCGCCUUCUCAUAGCCCGCGACGACGACGCCAGGAGGGAGUUCUCUGAGCUGCUGGAGAAGUUCGGCUCCCAGAGCAACACGGGCUCGGCGCGGAGCUCGCCGGUCCUGCACGGCGGCAGUCGAUACCUGGAGAGCACAUCCUCGGGCUCCUCCUCGCGCUCCCAGAGCCCGCUGCUGCUGAGCCCCGCCAACUCCCACGGGCCCUGCAUCGGCACCGCGGCGCACGCCCCUCACGCACACUGCUCCAUUGACUCAGGAAUCCAGAGCAUUUCUGUAGCAAACUCCUCGGGCCUAGGGCUGACCAUCAGUGGUGGAUCUAACAGGCCUGAUGGGCCCAUGGUUUAUGUCCAGGAGCUUUUGCCAGAUGGGGACUGUUACAAGGAUGGUCGGCUCCGACCCGGUGACCAACUAAUCGCCAUCAACAGAGACUCUUUGGUGGGCAGCACACAUGAAGAGGCCAGAAAAAUAAUUGAAAAAGCCAAAUUCAGACACGAGGGAAGCACAGAAGUGGCCUUUAUUCCUGGAAGGGGACGGUUACACCCUGGACUGUCAGUGCACAACAACAUCCCAUCACCACCUCUGAAGGCUGUGGGAAAUGGCCUGAGCUCCUGCAGGCUCAAGGUCCACGUGAGGUCCCCAGAGAAUAGACGUGAAAAUCCUUUUCCUGUGCCUUCUUUGUCACCGGACAUUUGCCCUCCAGAGCUUACGGUCUCAGCACCUGCUUCAGCAUCCAAUCACAAAGCAGCUUCAGGCACCAAACCAAAAGUAGCACUGGAUCCCCACAUCCGGCUCAAGGAUGGGAAACUGGAACUGGUUCUGAGGUAUCUUGGUCUGGAUGUGACCGAGGAGAAGAAGAGGCAGUUGCGGCAGAGCCUGACCACGGACUCGCAGGGGACGGUGGCCUAUGGAGAUGUUCUCCAAGCACUCAGGGAUCUGAUGCAGGAGGAGCUGGAAGAGGCUGGUCUGGAUUCCAGCUCCAUGCUCUUCACACAGCACGAAGUGGCCAAUUUGCUGGAUACAUCGGCUUUUCACUCCCCGGCCUUUGACUCUCUCAACUGCAACGGCAGCGAGGACCUGGAGCAGCUGCAGCUGGAGAUGACGGAUCUACGGCACGAAGUCCGAAGGCUAAAGUCUCUCCUGAAAGAGGUGGAGAACAGCAAGAAGUCAAUGGAGGAUGAGCUUCAGAGGCUGAACCAGAAAGCCCUGGGGUUCCUCUCCGAGAACCGGACGCUGCACAACAAGCUGCAGAUGGCCGAGGUGGUGCAGAGACAGGCCCACAGCGCCGAGCAGGACUACGAGGAAGUGAUCCACUUGCUGGAGGCUGAAAUUGCAGAACUGAAGAUGCAGCUGGCGGGGAAGAAAGCAAAACACGUCUCUGAAAUAGAGGAGGACGUCCUGGAGCUGAAGAGGCAGCUGUCCCUGGCUGAUGGCCAGUUACGGAAAUCAGAAGUCUCACGGAAGCGCCUGGAGAUCUGCAACAGGAAACUGCUCCUGUUUGUGCAGAAUGUUCACAAGGUCCUGAGCACACCCAGUCAUUUACCAGAUGAGAAAAGCGUCGACAACGCAGCAGAAGAGGAUAAAACAGAUGCAGUCUCAGACACAUCUCUUCCAUCUUCAGAUCUUGUUGACCUCUUGCUAUCAGAAGCUAAAGAACUGUUAGCACCAAUCCUCUCCAGCAAGGAUGCUCUGCCAUGGGACAGGGACCAGUGCCUGCCUGCUGAAGGAAUCCCAAAUUACAAGGACCAUCUCCAUCAGAAGACCACGUGGCCCCCCCCUGCCAGCCAGAGCAAGAGUGACCAACCACAGCCACCGAGUCCAACGGAGCUGCCCAAGAAGCCGACAUAAAUGUCCCGUGGCUUGGCCGUGCUCUGCACCACGACCGCCCACACCACCGGGGCUGCUGUGCUGGGAGAGGGGAAGGACACCCCAUGGGCACCUCUCCAGGCAAAGCAGACUGAGAACAAGCUUCCUGACACAAGACUGACUCUUCCUCACCCUCCCAGACUUUUUCAGCGACCUCCCCUGCGCGUCUACCUCCGAGUUACCACACAAGGCUACUUGCUCACGGUUCUGCAGCUUUAUAGGAAAAGUAUUCUCAAGAGGCUCCAGGGGCCUGGAUUUCAGUGGCAGCCUUUUUAGAGCUUGUAUUCUGGGUAGUAAGAGGAGCGUGAACUCCCCUGAGGGACUCAGGGGUCUCCAACAGACUCCUUUUGGUAUUUCAGAUGGAAAACCAAAGUCUAUUUUAGCGACUGUAAUCAAAGCAGCUUAGUCUGUAGCAUCCUAGCUGUCUUGGGAUAGGUACUGCUCUUUUUAUUCUUUUUGUAUAGCUUAUCCCAGCUGCAAUGCUUGAAGUGGAAAGCAGCAUCCCAGCAGCCAGUUUGUUGGACCAAGAGUGCAGAGAUAUCCAGGGGACACUCCUGUGACAACGGACACCUCUUCCCGGGAUGUGAGAGGGGACAUAGUGGACAUAGUGGACAUAGCUCAGUAAAGGUCCGUGGUGUCACUGGGAAAUGAGAUACACCCAGUGCAAGACUGUACUGUGAGAGGGCAACGAAUGGGGCACAGAGCUGAGAUGAGCAGAAGGUCUGGAAAAUAAAAUGGAAACGCUUCUCACGAGCGUUUGCUCUCUGGGCUGUGAUUGCAGGGGUUGUGCUCAGCAUCCCUGAGACAAAGGCACAGCCUGAGUCCAUUUUCCCUGCCCCUGAUUUGGGCAGCUCCCAGUGAGAUGCACUGAGAAGCUGCAGGGAAAUGGGGUGCAAUCUGGCUUUUACAAAUAAUUUGUUAAGAUUACUUCAAAUCUCCUUUGUGGGGGUUCAAAGCAUGUGGAUCCUUUAUAGCCCAAAUUAAAGGCUUAGGAAAAAUCGUGACCCUCACCAGCAUCUACUGCACUUGGGGAUAUCACUACACUGCUAAACCAGUAAGUGUGUGAUGGAAUAUAUCAUAUAAAUUACCACUCUGAAAUGUUGGUUAAACAUAAUUUCAUAGCUUGAAGCAAAUAACUUUUGUGAGUCCAUGCCUUCAAAUAUAAUUUAAAGGACUUCCUUCAAAAGGAAACAUAAUUCUUUGGACCACUCACAAGGAAUAUUCCCAGGGAGAAGAUACUUUCAAAAGAUAUUCAUCUUGGGAUAGCUUAUGGUUAAUAACUCAUUUCCCAGUGCUCUCUGCUUCGAUGGAAUGAUAGUAAAUACUGGUGUUACCUGUGGGUUUGGCCCUAUGGCUUUGUUCUCAGCCCCUGUGUUAUACAGACAGGGAAGAGGUGCACAGAGCAAAAUCUAGUCCCACCAGUUUGGUGUCCCCUGACUCUGGAAAAACACCUCCAGUUCCCCUGGGGAGGAUCCCAGGGUGCUCCUGGCAGUGUCUUCAGAAGCUUUUGGCCCGGAGCUGCAUCCUGGGAGAUGUCUGUGGCCACUGCUCGCCCUUGGCAGGCAACAGCACCAACAAGAUUUUGGGAAGUGGCAGGUUUUGGGCUGUGCUGUGUCAUUCCAUCCACCCAAUGGCACUUGAGACCCUUGGUAGAAAAGGGAGGAGUCAUGAGGGAAACAGAACUGUUUAGGCUGAACUUAAAUCUUGUGGGAAUCAACAGAAGUUUUAAUUCCAACUGUGAGAAUCACGGAAUUUUCUCAAAAUACAAGUGUUGAACUCCACCACCCUGAGUGCUGGAGAGGCACAGCCCAGUCCUGUCCCAGCAGGGACCAGUUACAUGGUCUAAAAGAGAAUAUCCUUGAUGCUGCUUCCAUGGUCAAGUGAUCUGCAUUUGGAUGUCCCUUUGUAUCAAAGCAUCCCGGUGGGUGAGGGCCUGGAUGAGACAAGCACCCUGCAGUUGGUGCUGGCACCUGGUAAGGGGUGGAAACAACAGGGUGCUGCCCCAGGGCCGCUGGCUUUGGGGUCUCCUGAGCUGUCUGUCAGCAGAGGAGUUGGCAAGAAACGAACCUUUUAAAAAGCCCUGACAGUUCUGUGCUCUCUGGAAAAGAAAUCCUCCAUGUUCCCAUCAGCCACUGGAGACCCUCGUGUGGAGCAAGGAUCAAGCACACUGUGUGCUUUCCAAAGCUCUCAUAUUUCUUUUCUGGUUUCCAACAUUUUCUUUGAAUUUAUCACGUUCCUUUUGCCUUUGCUUCGAGCACAGAAAACUUUCUGCUCUCUAUUAAUAGCGUCGUUACCAACCACUCCCUUCUCAGGGCAACGCUCAGAGCUAAGCUCUGCUGAGCUCCUGGAGGUGCUGCUGAUUCCAGUGACCCAGAAUAACAAACCUGUGUCAUGCUUUACUCCCAGGCAAGUGGGAUUAGGCAGAACUCAAGACUGACGUCUCCUCACGGAGCGACCGAGAGGCAAAAAGGGGAAGCGCUGAAGGAACAAAGAGCACUCGAGGAGAAGUCACGGAGAACGUCACUGAACAGGAUGGGUUUUAUUUACACAGGGCCUGUCUGGCACUGCAAGGCAGCUGAAUUCUGAAUUCAUUUGCAAUGUUUUAGCUUGCUUGUAAGGCUGGGGAGAUGUGCUGCUGUGGCAGUGUGCUGUGGUUGUCUCGGAGUAUCUGUCUCUGAGGGUCCCAGCGUGACUGCACAGAAAUGAGGAGUGUUUGUGAUAAAAAUGAGUCCUGCACGGUGUCAGAUCAUCCUGAGUGGCUCCCAGUGCCUGAAGGGAGCCUACAAGAAAGAUGCAGAGGGAUUUUUCACAAGAAUAUGUAGUGAUAGGACA